This is a messenger RNA of Lactuca saligna, 330 nucleotides long. Lineage: Eukaryota; Viridiplantae; Streptophyta; Magnoliopsida; Asterales; Asteraceae. The record is from the annotation of a GenBank genome assembly.
AUGGCUGAUGACCUUUGUUACGCCGCAAUCCAGACCUCUACCCUUAUGGUGGAAACUGCCGACUCGGUUCACCUACCCGGUGCGAGUCAGUGGAAAUUAAAAGUACUUCAGGGUGCCUUGGCAGGCAUGAGGGAGGAAGUUCAUGAUUUAGAGGCGGAGCGUCAAAAGGGGGUGGUUCGUGUGAUUGACAGGGUCAUCGAGAGCGCUGAGUUCGCCAAAGGGGUCCAGGAUGCUCGUGAGGCUUGUGAAGUCCUUGGUUUUGAGAAGGGGAGGCAAAUGAGUGGUUGCUCUACAUCUUCCAGUAACUAUGAAGUUUCGGGUCCUGGCUAA